AUGCGUUCAGCCCUGAAAUUGAACGUUCCAUGCUUGAUCUGGGAGUGGGACGCUAAACGACACUUGAGGGUUUUAGAGCACGAUAUCGGAGCGCUGCUGCUCGCCUUGCUUGCUAAUGACGCUUCAGGUCAGUUUGUUAGUGAGUUUAACUCUCUUGCUUGUUCUGGGUUUACUGUCAAGACCUUGUUUGAUCUCGACAAGCACUCGGUAAAUGCCUUUGGCUUGUAUAUGGACCUGCGGAACAAGUUUGUGUUGGCGCUCGAUUCUAGUGGCAAUCGUAUAUGGAAGCUGAGACUGCCACUCUCGCACGCUACUGACGAUCCUCAUACCCUUGGGGAGCGUCUGGAAGAGGCGCCACUCGCUGCACGGGGAAUUCUCGACUGGAAUAGCAGCUUGGAAGCUCUUGCCGGUUCACUUGUGGGGCAGUCCGGCUAUGUCGACGGCCCCGCGGCAAAGUCACUUUUUAAUCGCCCACAAAGCCUUGCUAUUUGUGACAAUGGCACGGUCCUUGGGUGGAUACGAGGAACUUGGCUAUACGCAAAAUCAGCAAGGAUGGCGAAGUGACCACCAUUGCCGGAGGUAGAUUACAUUUUAUCUUUCAAAAAAGAGAAAAUGAAGGAAUUUAGGGCUUGUUGAUUUCA
Messenger RNA from Selaginella moellendorffii, 641 nucleotides. RefSeq lists its product as uncharacterized. NCBI's taxonomy places the organism in Eukaryota, Viridiplantae, Streptophyta, Lycopodiopsida, Selaginellales, Selaginellaceae. The transcript is spliced from 4 exons. Bases 1 to 564 code for a protein of 187 amino acids. The record is from RefSeq and is a predicted model, not a curated record.